UCUAUGAACUUUUUGUCACUCUCUGGCAUACUGUGUAGCGGGAAACAUAUUUUCGGAGGCAGUCACCAUAGCCAUACACUGCACACCUUCUACACUGGGCAUCGCCAAGAUCAAAACUUUCCACUCUUUGAAGAUCAAACCAUGUCUCAUUUCAACUGGGAAGCUGAUAAAAUGUUAGAUUUGUAUAUCUACGAUUAUCUUACGAAGAGACAAUUGCAUACUACUGCAAGAUUAUUCAAGGCCGAAGCAAAUGUUUCAACGGGUCCUGUUGUUAUAGAAGCACCUCGUGGUUUUCUUUUUGAGUGGUGGUCUGUCUUCUGGGACAUAUAUAUUGCCAGGGCAAAUCAGAAGGCAGAAGCAGCAUCUUACAGUAAGAAUCAACAAAUUAAAGCUCGAUUAAUGCAGAAGCAACAAGAACAAGAGUUUCAGAAUGCAAACCUAAAUCAACAAACACAAAUGCUGCUCUUGUUGCAAAGACGUGCUCAGCAGCAGCAACGUCUGGGUGGAAAUCAAUUUAUUAGUGGCAGUGCUAGCUGUCCUAUUAGCAAUGAUCCUUUAAUGAGGCAGAACCAGGCAGCUCCUAAUGCUAUGGCAACAAAAUUAUACAAUGACAAGUUGAAGCUUCCGUGUCAGAGAGAUGUUUUAGAAGAUGCAAACAUUAAGCAAAAGGUAGCUGAUGACGUUGGUAAGCUUUUAAAUCCAAACCAUGCAGUAUUAUUGAAAGCGGCUGGGAUGUCUGGUGAAAUGGCUUCAGGGCAAACAUUGCUCGGGAACAUUCAACACCUUCAAUAUCUGAACCAGAAGCUUCCAGGGUCUAUGCAAGACGUAAAGAGUGAGAUGAAUGCAUUGCAGGGGUCUCAAGCUAUUUCAGAAGGAUCCUUGAUUGGUUGUCAUGGAUCUAAUCCAGGUGGUAGCAAUUUGACUCUGAAAGGAUGGCCUCUAGCAGGGCUAGAUGAGCUUCGUUCUGGCAUUCUCCAGCAUAAUAGUUUGAUGCACUCUCCACAAUCUUUCAAUCAACUUUCUCUACGGCAACAACUUAUGCUUCAGGCACAACAAAAUUUGAUUUCUCCUUCUGUCUUUGAUAUUGAGCGCAGAAGACUUGGGAUGCUUUUUAAUGAUCGAAACAUGAGUCUUGCGAAAGAUGGCCAGUCAAAUUCCGUAGAUGAUUUAGGUCCCAGUAAUGGAUCACCUGCACAAGUUGGUUCCCCAGUGGUGUCCCAUCCAGACUCAGAUGUGUUCUUUAAGCAACAAAUUCAAAAUAGUAACCAGCAGCUUCAACAAUAUUCUCAACAUCCUCUUCCUAGCCAACCAUCUGAUAAUCUCCAGCAGCAGCAAGAAAAAAUUGGUCCCGGUCCUGGAAGCAUGACUAUGGAGGGAAAUGUGUCCAAUUCCUUACAAGGAAACGAUCAGGCUCCAAAGUGUAAACUAGUGCGAAAGCGAAAGUCAGCAUCAUCUUCAGGUCCUGGUAAUAGCUCUGGAACUACAAACACCACUGGACCACCUGCCAGUUCACCUUCAACACCAUCUACACAAACACCUGGAGAGAUGAUAACAGUCUCAACUCUGCAACAAAAUGCUCCUUCCUCUAAGUCAUCAUUUAUGUUUGGUACUGAUGGUUUGGGCUCACUUACAUCAUCACAAAAUCAAUUGGCUCAUAUGGAUCAUCUCGUGGGUGAUGGAUGUUUGGGUGACAAUAUUGAGCCAUUCUUAUCUCCCGAUGAUAAUAACAUCACAGAAAACGUUUGUAAAGGAUUAGGUUUGAAGGAGAUCAAGCGUAUAAUGGCAGGUUCACAUAAAGUUGAGUGUUGUCACUUCUCCUCAGAUGGAAAACUUCUUGCUACUGGUGGCCAUGAUAACAAGGUUUCUCUGUGGUGCACCGAAUUGUUUAACCAGAAAUCUACUCUUGAAGAGCACAGUGAAUGGAUAACUGAUGUUCGAUUUUGCCCAAGCAUGCCGCGUGUUGCUACAUCCUCAGCAGACAAAACUGUUAGGGUUUGGGAUAUUGAUAAUCCAGGUUAUUCUCUUCGAACAUUCACUGGACAUGCUUCGACAGUGACGUCUCUAGAUUUUCACCCUAGCAAAGAUGACCUUAUUUGCUCAUGUGAUAAUAGUGAGAUAAGAUACUGGAGUAUUAAAAAUGGUAGUUGUACUGGGGUUUUCAAGGGUGGUGCAACUCAGAUGAGAUUUCAACCUUGUUUGGGAAGGCUUCUUGCAGCUGCCGUAGAUAAUUUCGUAUCCAUUUUUGAUGUAGAAACCCUGGCUUGCAGACUUAAAUUACAGGGCCAUAAUAAUGUUGUGCGUUCUGUGUGCUGGGAUUCGUCUGGAAAAUAUUUGGCUUCUGUGAGUGAUGAUCUGGUUAGAGUUUGGAAUGUUGGAUCUGGCAGCAAAGGGGAAUGCAUUCACGAGUUGGCUGCAUCAGGGAACAAAUUCAACACCUGUGUUUUCCAUCCCUUCUAUCCUUUGUUGUUCAUUGGCUGCAACAAGACUAUUGAUGUGUUGGACUUCGGUGAGAAGAAGACAUUUACCAUGCAUGCACACGAAAAGCUUGUAUCUUCCUUGGCGGUAUCAAAUGCUGGCUUGCUGGCUUCAACUAGUCAUGACAAACAUUUGAAAUUCUGGAAGUGACCAGCUUCUUAGCCUUUUGUUAUGUAGAUAGAUAGAUGCUCAAGUUUUUUUUUUUUGCCCCUUUUUUUGUACGUUCUUAUAUAGGUCGCACUCUUUCACAGUGAAAAGAAUGUUUUGGAUUUUGGCCCGUCCCUUGUUGCUAUAUAGGUCAUACAACUUCUCUGGAUCAUUUCCUUAAACUUUGAUUUUCAAAAUAGAAAAGGGUAUACAGUGAAAGUGGUAAU
This is a messenger RNA of Vigna unguiculata (cowpea), 2849 nucleotides long. RefSeq names its product transcriptional corepressor LEUNIG-like. The record is from RefSeq and is a predicted model, not a curated record. NCBI's taxonomy places the organism in Eukaryota, Viridiplantae, Streptophyta, Magnoliopsida, Fabales, Fabaceae. Gene Ontology annotation, cellular component: nucleus. Gene Ontology annotation, molecular function: protein binding.